This is a messenger RNA of Chelmon rostratus (copperband butterflyfish), 8683 nucleotides long. RefSeq names its product ArfGAP with GTPase domain, ankyrin repeat and PH domain 1 (gene agap1). Bases 822 to 4460 code for a protein of 1212 amino acids. Gene Ontology annotation, cellular component: nucleus. The transcript is spliced from 18 exons. The record is from RefSeq and is a predicted model, not a curated record. Gene Ontology annotation, molecular function: GTPase activator activity; GTP binding; GTPase activity. NCBI's taxonomy places the organism in Eukaryota, Metazoa, Chordata, Actinopteri, Chaetodontiformes, Chaetodontidae.
GCAGCAGAGGAGGCAGCGGGACCUGCCGUGCCUUGUGUCGCUGUCAGGGAGGUUCAAGCUGUCGGAGCAGAGGAGGGGAGGGACGGUCCGGGUCCUGGUCUCUAAAUCCACCAACAUUUGAAUCACAAUUGGAGCGCGUUGGAGGCGAAAGAGGCUCGGCUGGCUGCGCUGCGCUGCGGGGGAUGUGCGCACACAAUGGGAGACGACGCACUGGCACCGUCCGGGACGCGGCGGUAGAAUAAUAUUUACCCUCCGUGUGUUUGGAAUGGAGACGCGGAUACCGGAGCAGGAUCCAGAGCUGUCCGCGGGGCGCACGGCGGAGGACUCCCGGUGGUAAGGACUUCCUCUGUCCGGACAGAAAAGUGUUUUUCCAUGCCGGGGGAGCCUCGGUGUUCCGGACAGAGCGCUGCUGUAGACCCGGACACAGGAGCGGAGGACGCGCCUGCUCGUUGCAUUUGUUACCGGUUUAAAUCCCGCAGGAAUGAACACGGAAUUUGUUUCCUCCGUCAAAGUCCGCGCUGUUUGCACAUCUGGAUGAGGAAGAAGUCGGUUAUUGCCCCGUGGAGUUUUCUCUGAUGCGGUUCAACCCGUUUUACCGUCUGCGGAGAAACGAUUCAACUUAAUUUACUCGUUCCACGUUGAUUUGAACCCGAGAAGACGAACAGAAAUCCUCCUGCUGAAUAGAUAAGACUCCUAAAAAUAUUACACAAGUAUUAAAGCAUCGUUUUAGUAAUUUCCACACAAUGGGCUUAACUUCAGUGCAGUAACACAGACUGUGAAGGAGAGCUGGGGAGGGACAUCAGUGCUUCUCCUCAUCAGGGAUGUUCCUUCUCGACACCAGCUGCACUGAAAGGAUGGAGAGGGGCACGCCUCAGAGGAAAACCGUCUACCGGAUCUCCCUCACCUUGGUGAAGAGGGAGAGUUUAGAUGAUGAGGAUGGGGGGUCGGGCCCCCGGCGGGCGGAGAACCCCAAGGUGGGCGCCUUCCGGCGGGAGGGGUCGGUGGAGAUCCAGCGUAGCGGGCUGCUGGAGCAGCUGCAGGAGGUGGAGGACGAGUCGGACGAGUUCUCAUCGUCACGCGGCUGCAUGAGGAACUUCAGGACGUUCAGCACAGGGCAGCUGGAGCUGGGGAGGCUGAAAAUCUCCAGGAAACAUCUCCUACAGAAGGAAAAGGCCACCAGCCCGGUGGCAGAGCACAGCAGAGAGUCAGCACCGGGUCCGGAGGACUCCCCGGGGGACAGCAGGGAGCAGGAAGCAGACCGUUCACACGGACUCAGAGAGGAUGUUUGCACUGAAAGCCCACAAACAGCCGCCGCUGUGGAGAACGGCAGCGCCGACAAGAAGAAGAGGCUCCUGAAAGCCAGGAGCAUGGAGGAGAGGACCCCCGAUCCUCCUCUGAACGGGGAGGGGAAAAUGUCCCACUCCAAAAGCAACGGCAAAGCGGCCAAAGCCUCCUCCCCUGAGACGCCUCCUCUGAAGCGGCCUCCUGGCCUGCUGCGCCGCAGCUUCAGCUUCAGACACUGGACCGGCGGCGAGCUGCUGCGUCUGCGGGCGCUCUCCAGAGACAAACACCACAGCAGCUCCGGCUGCAUCGGCCGCGACGCUGCGCCAGACCGUGGCGAGAAGGACGCGGAGGCCGCUGAUGUGCCCCCGGCUUCCCGCCUCGCAGACCCCACCAGACAGAAGAGCCGGACUCUGGAGGUCGGCGCCGUCCUGAACAAGACGGACUCCAUGUCUGAGCUGAGCCGCUGGGAGAGGGCGCGAGGCAACAAGAACCGGACGCUGGACAACAGCGACCUGCUGCGGCUGGCGGCCGAGAAGGACGGGUCAGGAGGGGGGCUCCUGCUGAGGGGAGGGGGAGGUCGCUCCAGCGAGAGGCGUCUGGUCCGCUUCUUCAGCGGGAUCUUCUCCAGGAGGGACUCGGCGUCCACCUCCACCCCGGUGGGGAGCCCCAGCACCGACCGAUCCCUCCAGCGGACCAAGAGGAGGGUGCUGUCCCAGUCCAGCACCGAGAGCAUGAACGGAGGAAGCACUGAAGAUGCAUUCGUGAACAGUCAGGAGUGGACGCUGAGUCGAACGGUACCUGAACUGAAAGUGGGCAUUGUGGGUAACCUGGCCAGCGGUAAGUCGGCGCUGGUCCACAGGUACCUGACAGGAACGUACGUCCAGGAAGAGUCACCUGAAGGCGGUCGCUUCAAGAAGGAGAUCGUGGUCGACGGUCAGAGUCACCUGCUGCUCAUCAGAGAUGAAGGAGGCCCCCCGGAGGCCCAGUUUGCAUUGUGGGUCGACGCCGUCAUCUUCGUCUUCAGUCUGGAGGAUGAGAUCAGCUUCCAGACGGUUUAUCACUACUUCAGCCGCCUCGCCAACUACAGGAACACCGCCGACCUGCCGCUGGUGCUGGUCGGCACGCAAGACGCCAUCAGCUCAGCCAACCCGAGAGUGAUCGACGACAGCCGAGCCAGGAAACUCUCCAACGACCUCAAACGCUGCACCUACUAUGAAACCUGCGCCACCUACGGCCUCAACGUGGAGCGAGUCUUCCAGGACGUCGCCCAGAAGAUCGUGGCCACCAGGAAGAAGCAGCAGCUGUCCAUCGGGCCGUGCAAGUCGCUGCCAAACUCGCCGAGCCACUCGUCCGUCUGCGCCACACAAGUGUCGGCCGUCCACAUCAGCCAGACGAGCAACGGCGGCGGCAGUUUGAGCGACUACUCGUCGUCGGUGCCGUCCACGCCCAGCACCAGCCAGAAGGAGCUCCGCAUCGACGUCCCGCAGACCACCAACACGCCGACGCCCGUCCGAAAGCAGUCCAAACGGCGCUCCAACCUCUUCACCUCGAGGAAGGCGAGCGACACGGACAAGGACAAGAAGGGCCUGGAGGCUCGAGCCGACAGCAUCGGCAGCGGGCGAGCCAUCCCCAUCAAACAGGGCAUGCUGCUGAAGAGAAGCGGAAAAUCCCUCAACAAGGAGUGGAAGAAGAAGUACGUGACGCUGUGUGACAACGGACUGCUCACCUACCACCCGAGCCUGCAUGACUACAUGCAGAACGUCCACGGCAAGGAGAUCGACCUGCUGAGGACCACGGUGAAGGUGCCCGGUAAGAGGCCGCCCCGGGCCGUGUCCACCUGCGCCGCCGCGCCGAGCCCCAAAACCAACGGCCUGACGAAGGACAUGAGCAGCCUGCAGCUCGGACAGACUCCAGGUUCGGUGACCAGCAGCUCGUCGGUGUCUCAGAUGGCGAGCGGCGUCAGUCUGGUGUCUUUCAACAGCCGCGGCCUGGAGGGCAUGCACCAGCGCUCCUACUCCGUCUCCAGCGCCGACCAGUGGACCGACGCCACCGUCAUCGCCAACUCCGGAGUCAGCACGGAUACGGGUCUAGGAGACUCGGUCUGCUCCAGUCCCAGUAUCUCCAGCACCACCAGUCCCAAGAUGGAGCCGCCGCCGUCGCCGCACGCCAACCGCAAGAAGCACCGGAGGAAGAAGAGCACCAGCAACUUCAAAGCCGACGGCCUCUCUGGUACUGCGGAAGAACAAGAGGAGAACUUCGAGUUCACCAUCGUGUCGCUGACGGGCCAGACGUGGCAUUUUGAAGCCACUUCGUACGAGGAGCGAGACGCCUGGGUCCAGGUGAUCGAGAGCCAGAUCCUGGCCAGCCUGCAGUCCUGUGAGAGCAGCAAGAACAAGUCUCGUCUGACCAGCCAGACGGAGGCCAUGGCUCUGCAGACCAUCAGAAGUAUCCGAGGAAACGGGCGCUGUGCCGACUGUGAAGCCCAGAACCCGGACUGGGCGAGUCUGAACCUCGGGGCCCUGAUCUGCAUCGAGUGCUCGGGCAUCCACAGGAACCUUGGCACCCACCUGUCCAGGGUUCGAUCUCUGGACCUGGACGAGUGGCCGCUGGAGCUCAUCAAGGUCAUGUCGGCCAUCGGCAACGAGCUCGCCAACAGCGUGUGGGAGGCCAACACCCAGGGGCGGCUCAAACCUGGACCAGACGCCAGCAGGGAGGAGAGGGAGCGCUGGAUCCGGGCGAAGUACGAGCAGCGUCUGUUCCUGGCGUCGCUGCCCGGCGCCGACCUGUCGCUGGGCCAGCAGCUGCUGAGGGCGACGGCCGAGGAAGACCUCCGCUUGGUCGUGCUGCUGCUCGCCCACGGGGCCCGACAGCAGGUCAACGAGACCUGCGGGGAAGGAGAUGGACGCAACGCGCUGCACCUGGCCAGCCGCAAGGGCAACGUGGUCAUCACGCAGCUCCUCAUCUGGUACGGCGUGGAUCUGAUGGCGAGGGACGCCCACGGCAACAGUGCGAUGGCGUACGCUCGGCAGGCCAGCAGUCAGGAGUGCGUGGACACGCUGGCUCAGUACGGCUGCCCCGAUGAGCGCUACCCGCUCAUGGCCACGCCCAACCUGUCGCGCCGCAACACCAACCGCAACAACAGCUGCAGCAGCACUGGCAGCGCCGCGCUCAUAUGACCGCCGGACGCUUUACGACAAACAAACAAACCCCGAUUUGGGAGAAUCCUGACCGUUUAUUUUGGGAACCACUACCUGUCGUGACUCUAAGCCCCGCCCACCUCACCUGACCACCACCACUACUGCCGUCGGCUCGUUAAGACUGAUUAAACCUGAUCGCAGGUCAGUGGUGACGUCUGGGAGAACCCUCGACAUGCAUGAUGGGAAACGUGGUCCUUCACCUGUCACCGGCUCAUCAGAGCAGUUUGGGAAAUAGUCACAUGACUUAUGAAAGCCAAUGACGGCCAGUCUGAAGCUCAAGGGACAUCGUACCUCAUCACACACAGCUACACUUCAACACUACAGGACCAGCUUCAGAGUCACAACACUCUUCGCCCAACAGCCAAUCAGAAUCCUCAGAAAUCUGCACGCCAAAACAUAUCGUCAGGACGCAACGAAGAAAAUUGUGAGACGACGACAUCACGAAGGAAAGCGGAGGGGGGGGGGGUCUCGGUAGCAUGUCCACUCACACUCGGUGCUUUCAGGAAGCCAUUUGAACUGCACAUCAUCAUCACCUUCAUCAUUGGCGGCGGCGGACUCCCGCCCUGCAGCGCCGCUUUCACCUCCCUCUGAACUCUCCUGCUUUUCCACCUUUUUUAAUGUGAAAACUUGAUGUAAAACUUUAGAGCGCGAGGUUUGGAGGUAAACAGAGGUGAUAGAUCGCAUGUCCUAAACUCUCUGCUUCCUCCUCCUCCUCCUCCUCCUUUCACUCAUUUCCUGGUUGUGUAUAUUCUCUCUCUGCUGGACCAAUCGUUCAGUCUGUCGUCACGGGGAGAGGGCUCUGUCAGGCUCAGGGACCGACCGUCCAACACAAACACCCCGCCGUCUUUUCCCAGAUCAGAGUCCUGAAACCGGUUUCGGGUUUAACGUGUUCUCUCUUCACUCGGCUCAGAAUCUAAACUCACCUGUCCCAGGUGUGGACGACAUGACGUGAAAUCCGCAUGUUGAUAUACGUGUUUUUAGAGCUUCGGAUUAUCUGCAGAUUAUUUUCUCCAUCGAUUGACGAAUUGUUCGGCCUUGAAGUGAGUGAAGACGGUCCAGAAACGUCAGAACUGAUUCUGGAUCUGGGUUAAUUGGAUGGUUGAACGUCUGGUCACAUGGAUCGUACAGUUACUGUGAUUUAGACGUUUUAUUUAUUGUGGACAGACGUUAGAUUGAAGAUGUCGGCCGUCGCUGAUCGAACAGGAGAUUCGGGAUCAGGUUCAGAGAAGUGUUCAUGUUAUUAUUGUGACUUUCUUCUUGGUAUGUUGGUCUUGUGUGGACAGAAAAGUCGAUUAUCUGAUUAUCUGAUCUGACUGAACUGUGAGCAUCUUAAACCCCGUCUGAUGUCCAUCCUGGUCAAACAACGUUUAAUUUAAAAUGUCCCUGAAGAGAAUUUUCUUGUUUUUAUGUGUAAAAAUGGAAAAGAAGCAGCUAAAAGCCACACGGAGCGAAAAGGGAAUCGAUCUUCUUCUUCUUCUUCUUUUCUUUCUUCUUCUUCUUCUUCUUCUUCUUCUUCUUCUUCUUCUUCAGGUGUUUUUAAGCUGUCAGAUCUGACGAAUCACGGUGAGGAUGAGAUGAUAAGUCACCCAGUUCCCUCCAGUCCCGUCCAAUCAGACAGCCUCCCCGAUCCGCUCAGCGAAUCACUAAGAAGGGCUUCUUUGUCGUCUCUUGUCUGGAAACCUCCCCGUUGUACAUAAUCUCCUCUCUCUUCGUCGCUUUCUCUUUUUCAGCGGUGACGUCGUGUAAAUUAGAGAAAACAGGAAGUACUUCCUGUUCGCCGGUGUGUCGGGUUGCAGAGUGGAAGUGAUUCAUUCGUCGACGUGGACCGAAUGUUGCCGCAGGAAGUUAAACCAGUGGUCCCAGCCUGGAAGUCUCUGCAGGGCUGCGAGAAGGUCUAGUCUGAGCAGUUUCAGGACUGAUCCAGAUGUGGUCGAGUUCAGGUCAGGAGGUAUCUGGUGUGUUCACACGGCUGAGUCCUGUAGAAAAUCCAGUUUUAUCUGGUUUAAAGGUUGUGAACGACCGGUCUGAACGUCCUCUCGUCGUGAAUCAUGAAUGUUUCAGGUUAGUUUCAGGCGUCACAUCGAAGUGUACAGCUCACACCUUUCUCACCAGGUGACGCGGAUGUGACGGAGCGUUGAUGUGUUCUGGUCGUCGGGAAAGACGUCGAUGAGUUUCACCUUCAGCGCGACGCUGAGCGCCGACUGCUCGUCUCUUCUUCUUCACCCUUUUUACCGUCUCGUCCUCAAAUGUUGGAGGUCGCCGCAGAGGUCCUGGAGCAGCUCUCAACCCGACGCUGUAUUCAAGCAAUAUUCAUAAACCCAUCUGUCGCUGUCGCAUCGGGACAUUUCAGCAAUUUUCCCAUUAAACCACAAACUUAGUCUGUUUGUAGAAAUGUAAGAAAGAGCGAAAAGAAAAAGAAAAAACAUGAACUCUGAAGUGUUCGUCCUCAUGCCUUUCGUUUAACACGCCUGCCUUUACGUUCCUAAUGUCGUCCAACCUGUUUCCCGUUCGUGCCACGACCCCUUUUCCUCUCGCCGUCGUCCCAAAGAUGGCGUUUGAUCUAAAUACUAAACUAAGGGGUUAACGACUACAACUUGUGUCUUCAAAGUGUUUUAUUUUAUUUCAUGUUUUUAUAUCCGACUCGUCCCACGUCUGUCCUGAAGCAGGACAGCAGGACCGGGCAAAGACGUCCUUUUAUUUUUGACAGAAGUGCACUAAAUAUGAUUCAGUCCUUUUCUUUCCUCCCUUUUUUGGCAUUAAAUGGUCAUUUGUGUUUGUUGGAGAAGUGGCAGCUCCUGCAGGUUUCCUCUAAACUUCUUCGUGCUCUUCAUGUGAACGGCAUCCAAACUCUGAGCGACUGUUCAUCUCCAGUCCCUUUAUUUAAAUUUAAAUAGCUGUUAGCAGUGAACAAGCUAGCAACGUGUGUUUUCAAUCUGAGCCUAAACCCAGAAUGAAAAGCUGGCAAAUGUCCAGAGGACAGAAACAUCGUUUCCAACAAGUUCAGUUCAUUGGAGCAGAAAAAGUUUGGUCGUCUCUGCUUUAAAUGUUAAAUGUUAAUUGGUACAGAAAUCAUUUGUCAGUAGGAUAACGCUAACUCAUACUGUAGCUAGCAGUUAGCACUUUAGCGUGGAGCAAAUUCACAAUCCAGCUCCAGCUAGCGAUCAACUAGCUAAACACAGCUAACGGAGAAGCAGGGCAGUGCUGAGUCAUCUGUUCUGGAACAGACGCUUUUACCUGUUUGUAGCUGCAGAAACCGCUGAGUCGUCUGUCCUUGAAGCUAAAGGCAGCUAGCAGUGAACAAGCUAGCGCGGCAGCAUUGUUUCAGCUUGCAAGCAAACAAUGAAUACUUUUAUCUUAUUUUUAACUGCUCUUUUUCUCCUCUGAGAAAAUUGUUUCCGGAAUGGAAACAUCCUGUGAAGCUACAGCCGCAGCUAGCGAUCAGUUAGCUAAACGCAGCUUUUGGCAUUAUAGACAGUUUUCUCUCAACGGAUCUGUGAUCUUCUCGCUUCAAAAGUCCAAAUCAAAUCCAAAGUCGGUUUAUUUGAUCUCGUCGCAGCAGAGAAAACUCGCCAAUCUCUGCUUUUAUCUGUUUGUAUUCAGAGAAACUGCUGAGUCAUCUGUCACUGAAGCUAACUGCAGCUAGCACCAAACACGCUAGCACAGUUAUUUUCAACUAGCAAGCGAACUUUACGAGUGAAGCUGCCCACUUGUAGAUAAAUCACGUCAGCUUUGAAAAGGCAGGACAACGAGGAAACCGCUAAUAUUCCGCUAAGUGCUCGCCACCUCAUCUGUACAUAGACUUCAAUCGACAAAACAAAGAAAAAAAAAACAACUCCGUAUGUUCAACAUUUGGUUUGUCUGGUUGUGUUACCUCUUGUAGUCUUUACCCCUGAGCCCCACCCACCAGGGCUGUCCCUACAUUAUUUAUAAACGCACCCUGUGAGGAAGACUCCGCCCCCUCAAACCUGCAUUUUUGUAUAUUUUUCUCUGACCUCCAGUCCAUGUUUUAUUCUUAUUGUCUUGAUUUAUCAUCCAGACACAUUAUUGUCCUUAUUGUCAUUGUUAUUCUAAUUAUUAUUAUUAUUGUUGUUGUUAUUGACUUUUCGUUGGCUGUACAGUACCGUUGUUGAAAAAUUUUACUUAAUACAGAGUCUUCUACUGUAAUGUGUCUCUUUCAAUAAAGACAAGAAUAAUGCUUCUUA